Molecule: messenger RNA, 1062 nt
Organism: Culex quinquefasciatus (southern house mosquito)
Lineage: Eukaryota; Metazoa; Arthropoda; Insecta; Diptera; Culicidae
Gene: Prosbeta2
Product: proteasome subunit beta type-7
Exons: 2
Coding region: 115-963 (282 amino acids)
Cellular component (GO): proteasome core complex
Molecular function (GO): threonine-type endopeptidase activity
Source: RefSeq, a predicted model, not a curated record
GCCAAACGUCAAACUCGGUCGGCAUUCGUGAAACAGCAAAAUUCAGUGGCCGUAAACAAUUCGCAGAUUUUCCGGAGUUUCUUCAGUAAUUUUGAGCCGUAAACUCGUUCCAUCAUGACCCUGACCACGGACGUCGCCCGCGACCUGGAAGCGCCCGGCUUCAGCUUCGAAAACUGCCGCAGGAAUGCCCAACUGGUCAAGCAGGGCUUUGUGGCGCCCAAGAUGAUCAAGACCGGAACGACCAUUGUGGGGAUCAUCUACAAGGAUGGUGUGAUUCUGGGUGCGGACACCCGUGCCACGGAAGGACCGAUUGUGGCGGACAAGAACUGCGAGAAGAUUCAUUACCUGGCGAAGAACAUGUACUGCUGCGGAGCGGGAACGGCCGCGGACACCGAGAUGACCACGAAUAUGAUUGCGUCGAAUCUGGAGCUGCACCGGUUGAACACCGGGCGUACGGUUCCGGUGGUGGUUGCCAACACGAUGCUGAAGCAGUUCCUGUUCCGUUACCAGGGCCACAUCAGUGCCGCGCUGGUUCUCGGCGGAGUGGACAGCACCGGGUCGUACAUCUACUGCAUUUAUCCGCACGGAUCGACGGACAAGCUGCCGUACGCGACGAUGGGCUCGGGAAGUUUGGCCGCCAUGUCCGUGUUUGAGUCGCGCUGGAAGCCGGACAUGGAAGAGGAGGAGGGCAAGAAGCUGGUGCGGGAUGCGAUCGCGGCCGGUGUGUUCAACGAUUUGGGCUCGGGAUCGAACAUUGAUCUGUGCGUGAUUCGCAAGGACGGCGCCCAAUAUCUGCGGACGUUCGAGGAGGCCAACAAGAAGGGAACGCGAUCGCUGAACUACGAGUACAAGCCCGGAACGACCGCCGUGCUGGGAAGCAAGAGCUUCAAGAUCGACGUUACGGCCGAGUGCGUGCGCACGUUGAUUCCGGAGGGUGGCGUCGAGAGUAUGGAUACUGCUUAGGGCGGAGAAUUCCGAGGGAAGGCGAUGUUUUAGGCUGUAAGAGCUCUGAAUUCAGAUUCUGUGUUUCGGUAUUUCCAAUAAAUUUUGCUAACUUUAGCG